UCCUCCUCAUCUGCUGCUACACUUGAAUUUAUGAGCAAAUAUCUCAUCUUGCUCUGUAGGUGUUUUCCAGGGAAUGGCUGAAAUCCUUCUGGCAUAAACAUGUCGUCAUGCAUGUGGCUGCAAUCAUUCCCCUGAAACUUCUGCAUACUGUAACUUUAUUUGCCUUAAUGACAGGCAGGCCAUGGAACAGGCUGCUAUGAAUUAAAUAAAUAUACAACAUUUUAUUUAUACUUUAUAUUACAUUUAUUUAUGCAUUUUUUUUAUCUUUCAACGGCCUUUACGCUCAACCUUAGGUAACCACUACUGAAUUUCACUAACAUUGUUCGUAUAUGUGACAAAAAAAGUGCAUCUCAAGAAAAGUUCAUUUAAACUUCACUGAACCAGACUGAGAUUAAAGGCUCAGGAGUAGAGAAAUGUAAAUACAUUUUGAGAUGCUAGAGUUUUGAUUGAUCAUCAAGAUUACAACAAAAAAAGCUUGAAAUAUUUUACAACGUGUAAUGAACCUAGAAUAUAUGUAUAAACUAUUUUUUAUAUACAUAAUUUUAAUUAAUUAAGCUUUUGUAUGUAGUACUUUUACUUCUUCCACCACCGUAUGUACUUCUACACGAAUCCAUUGUCUCCAUGAUUACAUUUUUUGCUUUAAAUAGCACAGCCGUUUAUCCCAUUGUGUUUCAAACAUUACUUCAACUCGAACACGAUGUUUUCCAUGCUUUUCAUUUUUUCCACCUCUUUCCGUGUGUCAAUUUUCUUGCAAAAGUAUUCUUACAAGUACAUAUUCACCACUUUUGUUUUUGUAGUUGCAGGAUGCUUUAAAAUAAUGAAAAUGCAAGUUUAGGCUCCCAUAAAACUCAAGAUUUUCCUUUUUUAAAGUCUGUUAAUUCUUGAAUCUGUGAUUCUACAAUUGUUUAAUGAUGGAACUUGUGAUACUGCUAGUUGUGAUAGUGACAGACUUGUUGGGUGAAAGGGGAAGGGAAAGUGUGUCAUUUCUGUUUCCAGGCCCACGAGGCUGCUGGGAGCUGACGUCUCUCAGACCAGGUGUAGCCUCACUCUGUCUGUUGGGAAACUGAAACUGUAUAUUUGUUAUUUCUGUAACCUUAGUUAAUGUCCUGAUUUAAAAGUGACUCUCUUUCUCUGUUCCUUUUUUCCAUUACACAAGACUUCACCACUGGGAGCCAAGCUGCGGUCAGUCUGAACCCUGACUCUCGGCCUCCUUUACAACCAGCAGCAUUUACAAUCAGUAUAUCAGGCCCAGACUGUACUCUUUGUAAUAUUAUAUUAUAUUCAUCUUUAUAUUCUCGCCAUGACCGAUUGCAGCGUUUGAAGAAGACCAAAACCUCUUUUCUAAACCGUUUGUGUGGGAUUAGUGCACAUUUUUAUGGUUUUGGAACCAUUAUUUUCAUAUUUGGAAAACAAUGACUGCAUUGUUAAAAUACUCCCACACACAAUCCAGGUUCUUGUUUGCUCAGAUUACCAGUGUGAAUCAGCAGGCCUGAUGUUUGAACAGGGUCUGUUAGUGAUUUAAAGUGAACCCGUAUGCUCACUUGCCAUAUUUCUAUCAUAUAUUCAUCAUGUUUUUAUCACGUCUACAUGUUUUUAUAGUGUUUUCAUCAUAUUUUUGUCAUCUUUUCUUUAUAUUUUUGUUAUAUUUUCAUCAUGUUUUUGUCAUAUUUUCAUUAUCUUGUCAUAUUUUUGACCAGUUCGUCAUGUUUUCCUGUUUUCAUCACAUUUGGGGCGACAGAGAUCUUUACAGACUAAUACCAAAGUAUAACGACUGAGGCUAUAAAUUAUAAAUAAUUAUAAUUACACAUUGAAACUAGUAUUUUUGAAUACGGUCGGCAUUUUCAACAUGUUGAGUGGACUAGUGAUGUUCUACUAAUUAGCAGCAGCAAACAGACUUUGAGAGAAACAUGAUGCUAACUGAGCUGUUUUUGAGCAACACGAUGAAGAAAUGAUUUAUUUAACUGCAACAUUUGCUUCAAAGCAUAAUAGGUGGGUUUCAUGGUUGAGUGGUCAGGAGACCGCAAAAGCGCUGUAUAAAUAAAGUCCAAUUACCACGUAUGGUUCUGUUUAAACACUCGCUGCAUGUGGUUACGGUUCAGGCAAGAUGGUGGUCUUGGUUAAAUAAUGAAAAAGUCAACAGUGACUUUAUUGCCUGAAUCUGAUUACACGCUGGACUCAGGAUGUAAAUUUUAGUCUCUGGUAUUUAAAGUCCUACACUGUAUGUUUUAAUGCAGUACAUUGAGCAAAUACUACUAUUGAAAAUAUACAAGUAAAGGAUGCAGGGCUGCAUUUUUUCCAUGUGAUUAACAAAUCAAAUUAAGAAACCAAGUUUCUGCUGCCAAAGCAAAGAGCAAAUGUUAAGACAGUUUUGCAAAGAAAUGUCCCGAAGACAAGAAAUGACUCUCUGACCAAAACCCAGAUAGUUACUAUGAAAACCUGACCACCCAGAUCCAGCACAUACAGGACCAAACAUCUGGAAUUAGAGCAGAUACAUGGAACUGAUCAACUUCUAAAUGACUGGCGAGCUCGUGUGGGAGCUGACUGUGGAUGAACAUUUGUAAUUGCUCUCAGCCUGAGCUGCUUUUGUGCAAACUAACCUCCAGGCGCUGCGUGUCUGGAAGCGUAACUUUCCUAGAUUUUAUUUUGGAAUGAAACACUUAAGUCUGUCUUCUAAAGAAAGCUACUUUUUAACCAUCUGCCAAGGUCACGUCGGGCAGCUGCAGGCAUGGCUGACACAACUGACAGCCAAUCGUCUGAACCUGACACUUCAGCCAAUCAGGAGACAGAGAGGGGAGAGAGAGCCCGCUCACUUCUCUGUGUGUUACAGGGGUAAACUGUGCCAAACAGCCAGCAGUCAUUUCCACGGUGGAGUCUGUUUGCAGUCAGGCGGUUUUCCGUCGCUGCCAUGAAGUUGCCCCGAUGAAAGAUCCUCUAGUCUAUAUAAACAACUGAGGCCAAACCGAGACAGUUUGGACAGCGUGGACACUUGCAGAUAUUAUGGACACAAAGAUUUUGUGGAACAGUAUGAGCUGUCGUAUCCCCAUGUUUCCUUUGGGAAUGUGUGGUUGUGUGGCAAAAUCUGUUCUCUGCUGUGAAAGUACGAUCUUAAAUCAAGUAACUUUUACUCUCUAAAAUGUUUCCCGUAAAGGCAGUAAUUAGGUUUUUCCUCAGAAUGCAAAUGGCACAGAAGAUUAGUCACACAUGCUGUCUGAGCUCUAAGUGUAAACAAGGUUGUCAUGACAUUGUCUUGAUGUGAUCAUACUGGAUAUGAAGUGUUCAUAGCUGUUGGAGAAGGGAGACGCGCCAUUGUCUAAACGUGGGGAUAGCUGCGCAGACUUUCAGACAUCCGUAGUGUGGCACUCAACAACACUGACUUUAGACUUAGCCACGCACAUCUGACCAGUCACGAUGAAGGGGGGGUUAGUUGUCGUGUUCAGAAAGUUGAAAAAAUGAUAUCGCAGAGUGUCAGGUUCAAGAAGUCCUGCCACAGGUUAAAUAUCUCUCAGCGUGUGAGCAUUUAAUAGCUGGAGGUCUGCUCACUUCUCACUAGAGUAGUAAAAACUUCUUAUUCUAUUUAUAUAUCGUUUAUUCUAUUCUUCAUGUUCAUUAAAUGAAUGUCCAUUGAACUUGUUCAGUCCUAAAAUUGCUCAGAAUGACAGACAGUUUGAACACCUGCCGUCCAGUGACAACUGAGCAAACUUCAUCUGCUGAUGAAGACCCUGUGAAACAGUGGAAAGCGCCGGAAUAAGCCAGUUGAGCACGUUGCUGUCUGUUAGUGUGUACGUGCUGAGCGGCAUUAACCCUCUAACAGCAGAUGUUGCAGGUAUGAGAUAAAGUGAAAACAGAGUGCCGGAGAGAGAGAGAGAGCAGGUCACAUGAGGUGAGUAAAUAUAGAUCACGUCUUUACCUCCUACGACACCAUAAACGCCACACUGAGGCCCAGCAGGCACAAACACAAGAAGGAAAAUACAGACAGUGAACGCUUUACACUUCUGGCCUACACAGUACAAAGGUCAGGCCCCAUAACUUGCCUCACUUUCUGCACAAAUACACUGACUUCUCUAUCUUUUCUCUGCCCAACUUUAUCUUUUCUACCUUUAAAGGAGUCAGAGAAACACACAGAGCGAGAAAAGAGAGAAGGCUUUGAGGAAAGAGAGAGAAAAACAGUUGUAGUUACCAGAAAGUGAUUCAUGUCUGUGUCGGUGUGUUGAGCUGUGCUGCCUCGCUUCACCCUGACAAGGACACGCACACCCACACAAACACUAUCAGUUUUACUGGAUCUCGGCCAAACUACGAUCUGCUGUAGAGGCCAAACAGUCUGCGCUCUGCAGCACACGGGAAGCAAAUUCAGCUGUCGCUAACCGCGGUGCCGCAGGAAAACUGUGACGUAUUGGUGGUCAAAAACAGCAGGAAAUUUACUUUCAGGCACAUUUCUGUUGUUAUUUUUCCUUGUUGUGUUUUCAGUAGACCAACUGGAGGAAACCCAAAGCUGUUUAAGUGUUGCUGUGUGGGUCUGAGCAGAGCCCCACGCUGUCUAUCUGUUUUAAUUAUCUUCAUGGCUGUUUCAGGGAGGACGAACAACUACAGUGGAGAACAAACGUGACCAUGCAGGCACCUGAGCCAUGUUUAAUAGACCUUUGAAGUGCUGACUUUCAGCUGUAAUUUGAGUUGACAUCCAUUUUGUGUCAACUAUGCUGAACUUGCUUCAGGCAGGACUGUGAUCGAUUACUAUUAAUUACCUAUGUUGAGGGACUGAAUUAGGCAGAUUCUACAGCUGCAGGGAAACGUCUGCGAAACCUUUGGAAUGAUAAGAUAAGAUAAGAUGUACUUUAUUGUCCCCGAAAGGAAAUUUGCUUUGGACUCUGUCCAUUCUGCAGCUUUACAAGACAACAAAAAACACAGAAAUAAAUCUCUCACACAUAUUCUCAUGCACCACAACACAUGCUGUCACAUACAUCAGACAGUUACCUUUAUAGUAGCACAGUGACUCCUUCUACCAGUUCUGAUUGAACAACCCUGUCGGCUGCAUUCCCCGCAAUGCAGAACAACCCCAACAGCCUACAUAUUGCACAAAUGACACAUUUCACAUAACCUGUGCAAUACUUGAUGACAUACUGAACAAUCCAGCAGCCUACAUGUUAGUGUUGAUAAGCUUAAUGGACAUAGGCACAAAUGAGUGUUCAUCGGUUUAGCCUGCAUUUAGGAACACUAAAUCUUCUACCAGAGGGUAAAAGCUGAAAUGCCUUUGUUUCAAACACCAUCUCCUCAGUCUUGGUCACAUUUAGCACAGGACAGUUGUCCUCACUGGACAAAUUUCCCUAUGAUACGCUGCUGGGCUUCUAUCUUUGUGCAUAAGGCCGAGGAUCGCGGUACCGUCUGAGAAUUUGAUAAUAUAAUUGUCAGCGUGGACCGAGCAGCGUCAAAUCUCCACUUUCCUGCCGGUCACACUGAACGUUACAGACAGGCUGCGCUGUAACGCAGGCUGAAACAUGUCUUAGGUGUGGACAUUAUUCACACACCAACGCUCACUACUCCUGCAGAGGAACACAGAAAGAGACGCGGUGGACCGUGUCAAGCAGGGAGCAGGUGAAGCAACACUGCUGGUGACGAUCAGCAUUCAGACCACGUGGUCUCUGUCGGUAAUUAACAAGAAGCCUCCUCCACGCGCGGCUCAUCUGCUGCUGGGAAAAACCAAACAUGAGUUCUUUUAAAUAAAACUGCUGACAGAUAAAGUCAGAGCAGCCAGACAGACAGACAGGUGCAGGUGAGCAGAUUACUGUAGUUUGUGAUUAAGCACAAAAAUAAAUUAGAAUUAAAAUGGGGUGCACUUUAUUUCCAGUGAACUCCCAUCGUAGUGCAGGUCACAGAUCUUCAUCUCAGUCACAACAAUAGACAAACACAGUCUGCUUAAACUAAAGCGACACAAACAAUUACAUGUUUUAUUGAACACAUUCACAGUGCAGGGUGGGGAAAGUAUGUGGACGCCAAUGACUUCAGGAGUCAGCCAACUUGAAGUAGCAUACAUUACAUACACACAUACAUUUUGUGGUCUAACAAUUUCUUCAGAAAUGCAGCUCAUUUAAAGGCUUCACAUAAUUUUUCCUGCAAAUGUAUAUUUUUCUUAAGCUCUGCCCAAAGCGUAAACUGUGCUCUGCCGAUCAGACUCUGUCGGCUCAGAAACAGUCUGACUGUCUCUACGUGUCAUGAGCGAUUAAAAAAGGGAAAGCAAAUUCACAACGUAGUGGAGCUAACUAGCAGAGUUUGAGGAGCAAAACCACACAUCAACCACAUCAACGCCAGCAUUCCCAUAAACACCCACACGUCCCAACUCCUUUUCAUCACUCUUGCAUUCUGCCCCCCCCCACCACCACCUUUCUCUGUCCUGCCUCCUGAUCUCCUUCCUCCUCUCCAUACGGCGGAUUUCCCUAUCGUGGCUUCCCCACAACGCUUGAAAUGUCUCUUCAGCAACUGCAAGCCUCGUACAUCUUUCUGUCUGGAUCAUCAGUAAAUCACUUAAUGGUACCUGUUGAGUGUGCGGCCCUUGCUAAUGAAAUGUGAACCAAUCCUUGGAUUCACCGUCUCUCUGCUGGUUCUUAGAUUAAAGAUCAUUUCAAAAUUACAUUAACAAAGUUCCUCCUGUCGUCACACAGGUUGCAUGUUGAACUAGACAAAUAUGAUGAGAUAAAAAAUGAACCUUCAUUGUUCCCAGAGGGAAAAUUCAUUCAUUGCAUCGACACAAAUAUUUAAACAGGUACAUGUAAAACUAUAAUUGGCAGAAUCUGCAAUUAAAAUAAGACUAGAUAUAAAAUUAGAAACUAUGCAAGAGCAAUUAAACUUCCAAGGCAAGCAGCUGAGUUUGACCACGAGGACACACAGAGGUGCUGCCAGGUCCAAAUAAACAUGUAGUCUGAUCUCAGUAUUAUCUGAUUCUCCUGUCUUGUGUCAUGCUUGUGUUAGGACAAUACUUCCCAUUGUGGUCAGUUAAUUGUUGGUUUUGGUCUUUUCAUGUGACUAAUUUGAAGGUUCAGUUUGUCAAACGUCCCCUCUGACUCCUGCCAGGUGUUUGUUCCCCUCACACACCUACGCACACGUUUAUUCUGUGCAAACCACAAAAUCUCGGUCUGAGAUUCACUUCCUAUUUUUCCCGAAAUGUGAGUGAGAGUGAAGCUUUAACAGCAGCUCAGUGCAGCAGCAGCAGCUGUCCGGUAAGUUUGUCAAAUCUUCCCUCUGCAAUAAGUUAGAAUAAUGUCAUAAUAUAGAUUGUAUCGCAUUAUCUAUUGUUAUGACUGCAUUAUAGAGUAAUAAAGAAGUGUACUAUUAAAGCACCAGCAGAGGUUCCUCUGAUGUCUGAGGGGUGGUGAGAUGAUUAAUGGGAGAGGAAAUAAGAAAAAAAAAGACCCAACCUUCUAAAAAAAACAGUUAUUGAAAUGAAAACGUGUGAGAAGUUUAGAGGGGAAAUUUUUUUGUGUGUAAAUCUGAUAAAAACUCAGACAUCUGAAACGUGGCGAGGAGAAGCAACUAUCAACCCUGCGUCACGCCAAAGAGCAUCUGGCAAAACGUCCCACCGACACGGCGUCCUCGAGUAGAUUUACACACUUUAGAGACAGUUUUCUACACAAUCUUAACAAUGUGUUGGAUUGUAUAAACUUAUUUAACUUAAAAUCUUAUUCUGAAGAGUAACUGUCAGUACAAGAGUACAAGUACAAAGCAGCAUAAGAUGGAAAUCUGGGUGAUCCUGGGACAAAAUCUUCGGUGGUCUAAUUUGGGUCAGUUUAGGGGUCCUUGAUGAGAAUAAGUUAGUAAAGUUCCCCACAACCAGUUUCAGUGUAGUCCUUGAGUAAAUGUUGUUAGUUAGUUGUCUGUCAUGUUACUGCUUGGUAUUUUAUUGAUCCCUGUUUGGUGUUUGAUCAGAGGCGAUGUGGUGCUCUGUGCUGCCCCUGCUGGUCAACCUGAGUCCUGCGGUUCUGUUCCUCCUGCAGCUGCCCGGCUGCACCGCCACACGGGAAGGAACCUGGGAGGACUACAAAUAUGGAAACCAAGGCUCGGAGCUGCAAGAUAAAAAGCACUUCUGCUCCUGGAAAUGCCUCCUGUUCACUCUGCAGUGGCCCGCAGGUUUCUGUCAGUCUUUGAACAAAGAGACUCUCUGCAGGAUUCCUCAGAACAUCAACAACUGGACCAUCCACGGUCUGUGGCCUCUUCGGGUGAAGAGUUGCUGCGACUGCUGGCCGGUGUUCCACUCAGACGUCCAGGAGCUGGAGGCGGAGCUGACUGAACACUGGCCGUCCUUACUGAAAGUAAAAUCCAGCUUCCACUUCUGGAGAGAGGAGUGGGAGAAACAUGGCGUGUGUGCAGCAUGUGUGGAAGGAAUGAACUCGCCGCUCAGAUUCUUCCAGAUCUGCCUCAAACUACGAGGACGGUUCGACAUCUACAAAUUGCUGGAGGACGCUGCCAUCACGCCGUCCUGUGAACGACCAUACAAGGUUGCGGAGGUUCAGCAGGUCCUGGCUCCACAUCUGGGUGACAAACAUGAGCUCCAGUGUGUUACAGACGACAAGGACAGAGAGGUGUGGUUUCAGGUGAAGAUCCCUCUGUCUCGCAACCUGACUCUAGGCUGUCAACACCACAGCGACGCUAACGGGGACCCAGCGUCCGGGUCUGGCCCAGGAUGGAACCCCUCCUCUGGGCAUCCCUGCCCUUCUCAAGUCCCUUUCUACUACUUCCCCAUUGACCAUGAGGAGCCACGGCGGCCCUGCAGCUAACAGAACCACGGCCACCUGGAAAACCUCAACAUCAGCUGGCUGUCCAACUCUGGAGUUUGAAUGCGUGUUGUUAGAGUAACAGCAGUUAUUGCUGCACACUAAAUACUAUAAAUAAAUAAAUGCCAAUGAUGACUUUAAAGUUUGGAUCCAACCCGAUUCAUCGAGGUCAGCAGCUCAGCAAACAAAUAGAUGAAGAAUUCAAAUGUCCUGUUUUAAAGAAAUGUUUUUGGCUCCGAACCACCAAUUAAAUCACUUUUACACUUUCAUGUACUUUCAUUGAUUGGUUCUCCAGCUGACGAGUGUUCCUGUUUAGUUGCCUUUCAAGUAUUUAACAGAACACAAAGCACACGGUGAGUCUGGACAUUUGACACUGAUCAGCCAUAACAUUAUGACCACCUGCUCAUCCUGACCCGUCGAGGCCUGGACGACGGCCAGGUCUGCUCUGUGUGUUCUGACUCCUUUCUAUCAGACUAUCAGAACCAGCAUCAACUUCUUCAGCAGUCUGACCUCCAGUAGCUCGUCAGCCUUCGCUCCCCAAGUGCAUCAGUGAGCCUUGGAAGUUGAAAUCUCCGACUUCCAACCUCAAAGUGUUUCAGGUGCAUGACGCUAAACGUAAACAACAAACUUGGCUGACCGUGACAAACUUAUGUUUCUUUGUCAAGUUCAUGCGCAGUUAAACCCUCAGCAGGCCACUUGGUAUAAUUAAAAGGAUGGACAUUGCAUUAAAAAUAAGUGAUUAAUAUACAUAACUUGUUAACUGUUUAUCCUUCUAGCUACAUCAGUUGGUAAUCCUCAAAAGUCUGUAUUUCCUAAUGUUUUCACAUUUUUAACAUUUUCCUGAAUAACUUUUGGGUAGAAAAGGCGACUUUCAGAGAUUGUUUACUGUAACCAGCAACCAAAUAACAUUAAUUUACAUGCAGAACAAGUUUUACUAUUUGAUAUUAGUAUGUAUUAAUUUAAUACUUUGUCGUUGUUGUGCGAUGUCAUUCGGCUGCUACUCGUGAAGUCGGGCUACAUAUUAUUUCUCAGAGUCCACGAGUUGGAAAUCCGACUUAAAUGGCGUUUCCGUGGUACUUUUUCUAGUUGGAGGUUGGAAAUUUCCCAGUUCCGAGUUGCCUGAGACGCAGCAUUACUACUGGUCCCACAUACACCGUCCUGCUGGCCCAAAUACUCACUGGAGCACCACAUGUGGAUUCAUCCACCAUUGAAAAUAGUCCCCAAAAAAAGCGGUUUUAGGAAAUUACUUUUUUGACAUUCAAACAGCAGAGACCUGAAAGUCAUUUAUAUUUUUAAGAUGUCACCACAGUUGUGAGCAGUGGCGGCUGUUGCAUCUGAGAUUCAGCUUGUGAACAUGCAAAAAAGAAACACGACCGUUUCCACAAUGUCCCCAUCUGCUUACAAUGAAACACUCUUAAUCCAAUAGUCCCUCCUCACAACUCAGUGUUUGUUGACGCUGAUAAAAAUAUAAAUAAAACCAGACCCAUACUCAUAAGGCGUCUGUACUCUGUGAGAUCAUGGUCUAAUCAAUAAAGAUAAGGAUAAU
Messenger RNA from Micropterus salmoides (largemouth bass), 10302 nucleotides. It is a transcript of the gene rnaset2l, whose product is annotated as ribonuclease T2, like. Gene Ontology annotation, cellular component: extracellular region. Gene Ontology annotation, molecular function: RNA binding; ribonuclease T2 activity. The coding region runs from base 7917 to 8759 and encodes 280 amino acids. The transcript has 9 exons. NCBI's taxonomy places the organism in Eukaryota, Metazoa, Chordata, Actinopteri, Centrarchiformes, Centrarchidae. The record is from RefSeq and is a predicted model, not a curated record. Gene Ontology annotation, biological process: RNA catabolic process.